GUCCAAUAAAAUUUGUAUAAAAUGUAAAGUUGAAGCUAAAACACUGUAUUCCAAAAAUCAAGGAGAGGAGGGAAGCAAAAAAUGGGAGGGGAAUUAGCGAAACGGAUAGAUCUUCCUCUCCUCAUUAUUUUUACAUAAUGCCCAAGGUUAAAGUUUCCGGCACAAAGUUCCGUAUGACCCUCGGUCUUCCCGUUGGUGCUGUCAUGAACUGCGCUGAUAACUCUGGUGCUAAGAACCUGUAUGUUAUCGCCGUCCGUAACAUUAAGGGUCGCUUGAACAGACUUCCUGCUGCCGGUUGUGGUGAUAUGGUUGUUGCUACCGUCAAGAAGGGUAAGCCCGAAUUAAGAAAGAAGGUCAUGGCCGCCGUUGUUGUUCGUCAACGUAAGGCAUGGCGCCGUAGAGAUGGUGUUUUUCUUUACUUCGAAGAUAACGCUGGUGUCAUCGUCAACCCCAAGGGUGAAAUGAAGGGUUCCGCCAUCACUGGUCCCGUUGCUAAGGAAUGUGCUGAUUUGUGGCCUCGUAUCGCCUCUGCUUCUGGUACCGUCGUUUAAA
Messenger RNA from Mycotypha africana, 552 nucleotides. Its product is annotated as 60S ribosomal protein L23. Gene Ontology annotation, molecular function: structural constituent of ribosome; large ribosomal subunit rRNA binding. Gene Ontology annotation, cellular component: ribosome; cytosolic large ribosomal subunit. Lineage: Eukaryota; Fungi; Mucoromycota; Mucoromycetes; Mucorales; Mycotyphaceae. The transcript has 2 exons. The record is from RefSeq and is a predicted model, not a curated record. Gene Ontology annotation, biological process: translation. The coding region runs from base 138 to 551 and encodes 137 amino acids.